Messenger RNA from Mytilus trossulus (common blue mussel), 3993 nucleotides. RefSeq lists its product as uncharacterized. NCBI's taxonomy places the organism in Eukaryota, Metazoa, Mollusca, Bivalvia, Mytilida, Mytilidae. The transcript has 7 exons. The record is from RefSeq and is a predicted model, not a curated record. Bases 203 to 2173 code for a protein of 656 amino acids.
UACCGGUCGCAUGUUCAACUAAACAAAUGCAGGACCAUAUAUUCAUCUCUUUAUAUCAUACCAUUUAUGAAGAAAUGGUUAGUGGAUUUUCAAAUGAUGAUCUUCAGGACUGAUAAUUUUUGUAUGACUUAAUGCAUGUCAUAUAUUAAGAUUUAUUCUCCAGAUGUAAAUAUCAACAAGUUUGAAAACGAAAGUUGAAAACAUGGCGGCACUGCAACCAAUACUUAAUAAAUAUGUUCCAGACCUUCGAGGAAACAUUAGAGUAGAUGACAUUCUGUCUCUAGUAAAUUUUCCGUCUUCGGGCACUGAAGAAAUAACUCGCUUUCGAGAUUCAGACAAGAAAGAAGACAUCGCUAGAUUUAUAGAAGUAAUUGGAAGAAUUGAUGACAAUAACAAAAACUUGCAUUUUUCCGUAAGCUUUUUGAAAUGCUUACAAAAUUCGAAAGCUGCAGGUAUACAUAAAAUUGCAGAGAAAAUUAUAUCUGAAGUCGAAAAAGACUUUCCUAAAAUCCGGGAAUAUUUUCUACCACCAUCAUUGACGAAAUCGUCAAAACAAUCUGAAACGUCAUUCAAUUACCUUCGAGAUGAUAUUGCGAACGUGAGACCAUCAACUUCAACCAUUCGAAGUUCUACCCAAGGGGAUAUUGAGAUAACAAAUUCGCAUCGUGAAUUGAAAUUUUUAACAGCCAGAAAUUUGCAGUCUCACAGUCAAAACCACAGAAAAACUGUUCCUCAAAACGAGAUUGGUUGUUUUUUCGCUGGAAAAGAAAUAGAAGAACUCCCAAAUGUGCUCUUCACGCAGUUAGUCUUAGAACUAAACAUAGACAAACAUUGGGAAACAAUUGGGAACAAGAUGGGGUUAAAAAGAAAAGAAAUGAGAGAAUUUGAAAAUGCGGAAAACCCAGCCAAAACGUUUUUAGACCACGUAAGUGAUAGAACACUGGGAGAACUUUUUCAAACAUGUCAGGCCGUAGGAAUUAACGAAUUAAUACAGAAGCUAAACAUUUCUUUGAUAGAAGAGCCGACAGGUACAAAACUACGUUCACUUGAAAACGAAGAACAUGGGAAAUUAGAAAAGUUCCUAAAUGAAGAUAAAAGAUGGGAAUUACUAGCCAAUAAAUUACAGCUAAAACGAAAAGAAGUAGCAAAACUAGAAAGAAAAGAUAAUCCAGCAAAAUAUAUUCUUGAUGAUCUUCGGCAUAAGACGACAGAAGAGUUGUAUAUUCUGAUGCAAGGCGCAGGCAUACAGUUUGAUACUACUGAUGAAAAUCCAACAACAAAUGUACAGCAGUCAGAUGUCUUACCCACACAGAGAUUUGGAUAUAUGAAUGAUUUAGAUGAAGAAAUUAAAACACAAGAACAGCAGUGUUCUCUUAAUAUAACAGAGAGUAUAACCGAAAGCAUUACAGACAAUACACAAAGUAAUAAACCUAACCCUUUUCAGCUGACUAUUGAAUCAUCAAAAAUCCCUUCAACAGGCAGAUUUGAUGCUUGUCCAAAUGAAGAAGGAGAGCGUUCAGCGGAUGAACAUGGUUUUACGGCUCUUAAAACUGUUGUAACUCAAGAACGAGCAGAGUUAUUAGAUCCGAAUAGCGAUGUAUUGCCUUUAAUUAAUCCGUCUCAUAUAGACUUAGAUAACCGUGGAGGUGCUGACUCUCCAGAAAAUACAGAAACUACUCUAAAACGUGGGUACUUAGAUAAUGGACAAAAUAUGUCACAAGCGGCAGUAAAUCUACCUAGUGAGAAACCUAUUGUUACAUGUCCGGAAAAUGAAACGCAGUAUGAAAAGAACCCCGAAAUGGCUGCUUCCGCUUUGCAUAAUGAUGCCAAUGCGCAGUAUCGUGCAGAUGAAUUUAGAGAUAUACAAAACAGUGUUCCAUAUACAUCAGAAAACCACUAUCCGAGGAUUGCGAAUCCGGUAAACAGAGCAGAAAACGACGAGCAUCCAGAAAAAGCAGCAAAAAUGCUGAGUUCUACUAAAAAGAAUUCAAACAUUCCAGCCUCAAACAUCAGCUCACCUUCUGAUACAAAUGAUUCUGAAGAGAAAAAUCCAGAACAAGAAUGUGCUGCGUUGAUUAAUGAUGGAAACGCACAAAUAAGGGGAACAGGUUACAGGGACUUGCAAAACAGUUUUCCAAACAGUAUGUCAAGUAAUGAGAGAGAAGAAAGUUAAAUGUCUGAAUAUAUCACAUUUAUGAAGAUUGUAAAAGAAUUGUGGUUUAAGAUGCAAUUUUUCACCAAACAAUUUCGUAUUUGCAAGUGUUGAGGUAAUAUUUGCAAGAAGAUCUAUGCUAUCGCUCGUGACUUCUUUUUUGAUUGGAACUCUGGCCUAACCCAAAACAAAUAUAAUAUUAUUUUUGUCCAAUAGGUCAUAGAACAAUAAGGAUCGAAAAUGACAUGACACAUACCUUUUUCAAAUAGAUCUCUCGUAGUAAACUCAACAUAGAUACCAGGAUGAAACAAAAACAAAAAUGUUUUCGUUUUAAACGUGUUUCCAUUUGACUAGGGAGUUUUUGAAUUUUCCUUGGAGUUCAGUAUUUUUUUGAUUUUACUUUUUGAUACUUAUUACGUCCCAUCACUUUCAAGUUUUUGCCAAAAGUGCCAGUAUAUCUAAUGCACUUUAAUACAAAGAAGUUUUCUUUAAAGUAAAUUAUGGUCAUUUUUAGCAUGUUUUUUUUUAAGAAACUUGUUGUCACUUCGAAACCUUUGAAAUCACGGGUAAAUAAAAGUCAUCAGAGAAACCAGAAGCAAUGCAUUGGAAACAUGAAAUGGAAAUAGACCACAUGAUAGGUAUGCUGCAGUCUUGUAUGCUCAAUGAGAAUUCGGUUCAGAAGUUUUACGAUUUUGUUUAGGGAUAUACCUAGGUUGAAUUCACGGCGUCAUACCAGACAUUUCAAGUUAAUCCAUCAUCUUAAUCUCCUUAUGUCAGCACACUACAAGGACAAACUCACAACUGCGAUUAUAUUGCUUUGUCGCUAGACUACAUUUACUUCAAUCCCUUCAGAAGUAAACGUUUUGAGUAAGACAAUUCAAGAUGUUAAUUUGCUCGCUGAAUAAUCACUAUAAUCACUUGUAGAAACGCAACGGAAAAGCUAGAACAUCUGCAAGUUGCGACUCUAGAGUAAUGUAACAGAAUAUCUACCUUAACAAUAGACCGAAUAUUGUUUUUAAUAUACGUGUAUAUGCGUUGAAGAUGUGAAGCUGUCGAAACGAAGAGGUGGACACCUUUUUCAAUAAAUGCUCCUUUAGUGUGAUUCAAUUUCAGUGUUGAAGAGAAGUGAUUUUAAAUGUCAUGUGAAGUUUCUUUUGCUGAUUAGUUUUUACAUAUAUAUAUUUAUAUAUAUUUAUCUAUUAUUGGUUUUUGAGGAUGUCAAUGCGUUAUUGGACCUGCUCUGAUUUUAUUCACUUAUCACCAAGUCCGAGUGUUUAUAUAAUCUAACAGGCCUAUCUAUACGUAUCAAUAAUAAAUGCUGCAUUGACUUGACAAUAUCAACAUUUCGUGUGUAUUUUUGUGUAGGCGUCAUCGAGUAUCGUGGUGACCUCAUGCCGACGGUCAUAUAACCCGAUAUAAACAUGAAUAUAAAUAUAAACAGAUAGCACAACUGUAGUUGGCUUUUUCUAUGUCUGUUUGACUUCAUGAUGUAAGUUAGAAAGUAUGUUUGCAAUCGUUUUACGAAUGAUUUUUUGUGGAUCAAAUCAAUCAAUCAAAUAGUGCAUUUUGGUUUCACUUUCAAAUGACAUUUAUUUUUACUUUUAAUAGCUGAAUACAUAAGUGACUUAAUCAUCAGCGAGGUUACCCAGUAUAUUUUGCAAACAUGGCACACAUUGGCUUCUAAAGUCAAAUUAAGCUAAAUCACUUUCAUUAAAUAUUGAAAAAAUCAAAUUGAGCGAUUUUUUUUAUAUAUCUCAUAGCAAGGGACAUAUUAUGUGUCUCUGUCGUAGCUAAUACCGAUUUGAUUUAUAUAAUAUAUGUAAAUAGUGUAAAAGGAAAAU